GGUGGAGAGGUGCGCGAGUCACGUGACGCCAUCGUCACAUGAUGUUUAUUAUCCGCAAGCCAACUCAAAAUGUAAACGGCGUCGUUGUAAUUUAGCACCUUCUCUUUCUACUAAUUCAAGCCUGGAACCAUUGCGGGAAAUAAAAUCCAACGGAUUGCUGGGUCGAGUAAUUCAUGGAGGGAAUGGAGAAUGAAGGAAACUCCUCUCAUGAUCCACAGUUGUCGGAGCAAACGCAAGCAUUUGUGAAAGGCCCUGAACAUCUAGAAAAUGUAUACGUAGAUAAGGAAGCAGUGUAUAAGCUGACAGAGGGCUUGCUCUCCCACUACCUACCUGGCUUGCAGAACUCCAAACGUACCCUCCAAGAACUUACACAAAAUCAGCUAAUAUUGUUGGACACGCUGGACCAAGAAGUCACCAAAUUCCAGGAGUGCAACGCCUUACUUGACCUGAAUUCAUUGUUUACAGAAGCCAAAGUUUACCACAACAAACUGGUAAAUAUCAGGAAAGAGAUGAUGUUGCUUCAUGAAAGGACAACAAAACUGAAGAAAAGAGCUUUAAAGCUGCAGCAGCAUAAACAGAAAGAAGCGCUGGAGAGAGAGCAGCAGCGUGAAAAGGAGCUGGAGAGAGAGCGGCAGCUUAUUGCUAAACCUGCUAAAAGAACAUAAGCUUCUACUGGAUGGUGGUUGUGCAUGUUUCAGCCAAUUUUCUACAAAAUGACUGCUAGCAAAUGAGACUUGUUUCAGUCCUAUUACUGUAGGUGCAUUGUUGCCUCAUAUUGCAGCAAGAGACCAAAAUGAAGGGGUGUCAUGCAAUGGUAAUAACUGGAUAACAUGCUCAAAUUCAAUAUUAUUCUAUGAAUGUAGUUUUUAUCUUGCAGUUGUUGGGUGACAGGAAGACUGUUCUCCAGUUAGGGGAUCAGUUCUGCUCAGUAAGCUCUAAUUUAAAUGGUGUGAUUUCAGUAUUGGCUGAGUGUUAUUUUGAAAACCCAUUUUUUCCCUCACUUGAUUCUACCAUUUUAAUUUUUUUUUUUUAAUAAGGGACAGUAUUUUAUUUUAGAGUGCCGUUUUCCUUAUUAAAGCGACAACUAUUUGUUUGGGUUGUGAAAUAGAUUCAGAGCACUUCCAUUAAUUUGAUGAUCGUUAUGCGUUAUGAGUGCAGUCACAGAAUGGAUUAAACCUGGCACACAAGGCACCAUGAAAAUGAGUUUUUAAAUUUAUCUACUUGCAAAGUAAGAGUCUCCAUGGGUGUUUAUUGAUUACAGUAAUAGACACUAAUAUUUGUAAUUAAUAGUGUAUUACCAAAAAAUGUGGUAAAAUCGUUAAUUCUUGUUCAUUUGAAUGAGUGAACUAAGAUCCACGGCAACUUAGAAUUCUCCCACAGGUUAGCUGGUCCCCAUGUGGCAUGCAGCGGUUAACGAAGUAAAAACACAAUGUGCAGUAUAACUUUGGGGAUUAUUUAAUAGUAUUGCCAUAAUGGAGAAAAAAAAUCUGUAAACAGUAACACAUGACUAAUUUUUAAGUGAGAAACGAACUUUAACAAUAACAGUGAAACAAACCUUUAAUUUUGUUUUUAUUAAUGUGCUAUACUUGUAGGUAAUUUCCUCAUAACAGUAGCAUUGGUGGACUACAGGUUGUCCCCAUUGGCAUACAAUUUGGCACAGUGCACACACAUUUUUCAUCUACUUGAACAUGUGCGACCAGUAAAUUUGCAGACUUUUAAAAUCAUUAUUCUUCCUGGGUUGGCGCCCGCGCGGCUUCUCCGCCCGUCUGCGUGGCUGUCGCGCGCCCGGUGGGGCCUGCGUGCUGCUGGAUGUGGUAGGGCAUGCUCUGGUUGGGGGUCCCGGUGCCGGGAUUGGCGAUGCGGCGGCGUAGGGUUGGUCGCCAACGGGCUUACACUCAUAAGAGAUUCACACGAUUACUGGGUUCUAGAUCAGGGAACUGAUUUGUGUACACUCUACCCCUUUCAAUCACUUAGCUUAUAAACACCCCCACCCCCAUUCUCCUCUUUCACUGGCCAAUAGGCCCCCACAUGGUGUAAACCGGAAAUACAUCUCGCUGACGAUAGCACCAGCAUAUUAGUAACUAGUUUAGAUGUUCAGUGUAUUUCUAGUUGUUGUUUGUGUAUGUGUUUCUUUUCCUUCUUCUCUUGUAUUUCUUUUCUUCUGUCCCCCCAUAAUCCCUUCCUGUUCGCUGCUUUGUCAUAAUAAAAAGGUACUUUGAAUGAUCACAAUGGGAGUAUGUCAGACUCUCAAUGUGAAACAUUAAAACUGUUCAGAAUCCGGGCACUUAGACUUCCAUUCUCUGUGUCAAACAGCUGAACAGGGCAGGUUUAAAAAAAUAAAUAAAUAAAUAAAAUCAUUAUUCUUGAAUAAUAAUUUUAUAAAUGAUUUUAAUGGUAAUUUUGUUUUGUGACAUACCAAUGUUCCACACGAAAGUCCCAUUGUUGGUCAUAUUGCACAAAUAAGCUGUUCAAGGAUUUACAGAAUCAGAAAAAGUGAAAAUCAGUUACACUCAUUUUGCUUCAGCAAAAAAAAGUCUAGUGCCCUGCCUUGCACUUGAUAAGUACCUGGAUCAGCACAAUUUUUUCCCCCUGUUGUUUGUAGUUUGCAUACAAUCUGAGUUGUUUUUGCUUGAACACCAUGCCAAUUACUGUACCUUAUGCUGUUAGGCUUGGGGAAUUCCUUUAAUUCAUCUGCCUUUGUUUUUAAGACAAGAAAUACAUAAAGUCUGCCUAGUGAAAUGCAUUUUCAGUUGUAUCUUGUUUUGUGUAAAUGUGCUCAAACAUGCAAAAUGGCAUGUUGAUAUAUCCUGAAUUAGUUAAAACCAAAGAUGGUGAGUUGCUAAAUCAACGGUACCUUUAAAUGUCAACCCCUGAUAAAACAUACAAGUGUUAUCACCGUUUUUUGGUGUUGUUCUUUUUAUGCCCUUCAAGUGUUUCAUGUUAUUAAAAAUAGGUUUGGACUGACAUGUGUCAUGUUUGAUUUAUUAUAUUUCUGGGUUUGACAAUAAUGUAGAUUUGUUUGGGUAGCGGUAAUCAUACAAGCUAGUAUCACACAUUUACUAUUAAUUUAAAGGAAUGA
This is a messenger RNA of Corythoichthys intestinalis (scribbled pipefish), 3079 nucleotides long. It is a transcript of the gene bloc1s6, whose product is annotated as biogenesis of lysosomal organelles complex-1, subunit 6, pallidin. The transcript is spliced from 6 exons. Lineage: Eukaryota; Metazoa; Chordata; Actinopteri; Syngnathiformes; Syngnathidae. Gene Ontology annotation, biological process: intracellular transport. The record is from RefSeq and is a predicted model, not a curated record. The coding region runs from base 174 to 665 and encodes 163 amino acids. Gene Ontology annotation, cellular component: transport vesicle; BLOC-1 complex.